AGAAGCGAUCGCGAGGGGAGGGGGCAACCACCGUCUUCGUUCUUUUCCAACGAAAAGAUGGGGAAAGGGUGAACCUGGAGAAGCCGAGAGAUGUUGGCCGGAACGGUUCACGCAGAGGGGGCAGACGUACGCCGGAGCGCAGUCUUCGAAGGGGAGUUACGCGAUGGCACGUUUCAUGGUCACGGUAGUUUGUAUUGGCCCCGAGGGCAAAGAGUCGACGGUAUUUGGCGCCAAGGUGAAUGUAAAGAGAAACGAUAUACCUUUAACGAUGGUUUGGUCUUCAGCACAAACGGCUGGAAGUACUGCAAGUUUCCUGAUAGACGAUACUACAUAUGCCUCAACCAUGGAUUAAGACCAGCAGGAGCAACACUGCGGACUAACAACGAAGAAGAUUAUCUAAUUCCACCUGAGUGUUACGAUGCGGGUAUAGGAAUAUUUGAUCCACGUACACAUUGUAUCGUGGCUUAUCGAGAUUUGAAGAAGUUGAGAUACCAACUGCGACAAUGGCUAGAUGGAUAAAAACCAACUGCCAAAAGGCAUGGAACGAGCCGACAGGACAUCGUGAAGAUAUUCACGAAAAUUGGUUCUCCAAAAAU
Molecule: messenger RNA, 596 nt
Organism: Hylaeus volcanicus
Lineage: Eukaryota; Metazoa; Arthropoda; Insecta; Hymenoptera; Colletidae
Product: MORN repeat-containing protein 5-like
Exons: 4
Coding region: 91-519 (142 amino acids)
Source: RefSeq, a predicted model, not a curated record